Pogoniulus pusillus (Red-fronted tinkerbird) is the source of this 1247-nucleotide messenger RNA. Its product is annotated as junctional adhesion molecule-like. Gene Ontology annotation, cellular component: plasma membrane. The transcript is spliced from 6 exons. The coding region runs from base 1 to 897 and encodes 298 amino acids. The record is from RefSeq and is a predicted model, not a curated record. Lineage: Eukaryota; Metazoa; Chordata; Aves; Piciformes; Lybiidae.
AUGGGGACAGGCAGGCUGCAGCUGGCCCUGCUGCCGGCGCUCACGCUGCUGUCCCUGUCCCCGGCAGAGCCGUGCCGUGCCAGGGCUGCCUGGGUGUUCACCCAGCCCCUGCUGCGUGCCAGCGAGGGGGGCUCGGUCCAGCUGCAGUGCCGCCUCCUAGACUUGGUGUCCCCACACUGGACCAUGACCAAAGUGGAUUGGCUGCGCCUGGCAGGAGAUGGCACCCAGAAGGAUGAGAUGGUGUUUUAUUACUACCACAGCCGCGGCAUCCCUGUGGGCCGUUUCCAGGAGCGGGCACAGUGGCUAGGGAACACCUCCCGCUGGGAUGGCUCCAUCCAGCUGCAGGACCUGCGGGUCAAUGACAGCGGCACCUACGUGUGUGAGGUUCGGCUGCGGGACCGCGGCAGCAUCCUCAAGAACCGCACCGUGCUGCGCGUCAGCCCCGCCGAGCACGCAGGACAAGGAGCGGCGGCAGGCGCCCAGGACUCCGCAGCCCCGGGAGACUCCAGGUUCUGGGCUGUGGCUGCGGGCGGUGGCUGCGUGGCUGUGGUGUUGGCUUUCCUGGCAGGACUCAGCCUGAGGAGGAGGUCUACAGGCAACACAGCCCUGGAGAGGACUGGAAAUGGUGGCAGCAAGAACAAAGCAGAGGAAGCUCUUUACUCCUCCAUCCCUGGCACUGAGGUGCCCAAAGCUGAACAAAAUGCACAGAAGAAGAAGAAGAGAGCUGAGGAGACCUACAUAACCAUGCACCCCUCUGCCUUCCGGGACAACGGCGUCUAUGUGGAGCUGGCCAAGAGAGCCAUCCCAGCGGAGUGGAUGCAGGAGGAUGGGCACAGAGAGGAGCCCUGCAGCAGGCCAGAGGCAGCACUUCCCAGACCUCCAGAGGGGGAGAAGUAGCCGUGCUGGGGGUGGGAGGAGAUGUGUGCAGGGCAACUUUGCUCCAAUGGGCAGCCCAGCACUCUGCUGCUGCCAGCCCUUCUUCAGCGAGUGCUGGCACUUCCCCGUGUGCUCCGUGCCACCGCCAGUGCUGGGGCACUGCCCACCCCACAGCUGCUGCCACAGCACCAGGGCAGACAUGUCUCUGGCUCUUGUCUCCUGGUUUCUGGAGAGAGGGGGCACAGUGGGCAGAGCCUCCACGCUCUAACUUUGGUCCUGGCCUGUGCAGCUCCAGAUCCUGAGAUCAGAUCUGCCAGAAGAGCCUGGCAGGGGGGAAGGGGCACACGCAGCAUGAGCCGUGCCAGUGGUAC